Engraulis encrasicolus (European anchovy) is the source of this 4865-nucleotide messenger RNA. RefSeq names its product choline dehydrogenase (gene chdh). The record is from RefSeq and is a predicted model, not a curated record. NCBI's taxonomy places the organism in Eukaryota, Metazoa, Chordata, Actinopteri, Clupeiformes, Engraulidae. Gene Ontology annotation, molecular function: flavin adenine dinucleotide binding; choline dehydrogenase activity. The transcript is spliced from 8 exons. Bases 199 to 2019 code for a protein of 606 amino acids. Gene Ontology annotation, cellular component: mitochondrial inner membrane.
UUUGACGGCCCAGGAGAUGUUGACCACUGGGCCUUCACAUCCACAAGUGACAUCCAGCCUCAGAUCAUGCAAAGCUGAUGGGUAUCUGUUGUCAUCAGGUGGAGCUGGUGACAGAGGCCCAAGUUCCUCUUGUCAUCUGUAUGACUUGGCAUUGGUACACUGUUGACUUUUCAUGAGGAUUAGACAGACCAAGUCAACAUGCUGUCAUUCACAGUAUCCAGGACAAUGAGUGGUGUCCUUGGCAGAGGUGUGCGCCUGACACCUAGCCUAUGCUCCUCCCAGGCCCUGGUGCAGGUGUGCAAGUGGGCAUGUUCCUACAGCACUGGCAGCAGCACAGGGCAGAGGACCCCUUCCUACAGCUAUGUCAUCGUGGGCGCUGGCUCGGCAGGCUGUGUGCUGGCCAACCGGCUGACGGAGAACGCCUCGGACUCGGUCCUUCUCCUGGAGGCCGGCCCCAAGGACAUGUUCUUCAACAGCCUCCGCCUGUCCUGGAAGAUCCACAUGCCAGCCGCCCUCACCUACAACCUGUGCGAUGAGAAGUACAACUGGUACUACCACACGCUGCCCCAGGUGGGCAUGGACAACCGCGUGCUCUACUGGCCUCGGGGCCGCGUGUGGGGGGGCUCGUCCUCCCUCAAUGCCAUGGUGUACAUCCGGGGCCACGCCGAGGACUACAACCGCUGGCAGAGGGAGGGGGCCGAGGGCUGGGACUAUGACCACUGCCUGCCCUACUUCCGCAAGGCCCAGGCCCACGAGCUGGGGGCCGACCGUUACAGGGGGGGCAGCGGGCCUCUGCACGUGUCCCGCGGCAGGACCAACCACCCGCUACACCAGGCCUUUAUCGAGGCCGGCCAGCAGGCUGGGUACCCCUUCACGGACGACAUGAACGGAUUCCAGCAGGAGGGCCUGGGAUGGAUGGACAUGACCAUACACAAAGGGAAGAGAUGGAGCACAGCGAGUGCCUACCUGCGUCCCGUGCUGUCGCGGCCCAACCUGAAGACGGACGUGCGCUGCCUCACCACCCGCAUCCUGUUCGAUGGAACCAGGGCCGUCGGCGUCGAGUACCAACAGAAUGGCGAAACCAAAAGGGUGUAUGCAGAGAAGGAGGUCAUCCUCAGUGGAGGAGCCAUCAACUCACCACAGCUGCUGAUGCUGUCUGGCAUUGGAGACGCAGACGAGCUGAAGGAACUGGGCAUCCCAUUGGUCCAGCAUCUACCAGGAGUUGGUAAGAAUCUGCAGGAUCACUUGGAGCUGUAUGUGCAGCAGCAGUGUACUCAGCCCAUCACCCUGUAUAAGGCCCAGAAGCCUUUCCUCAUGCUCAAGAUUGGCAUAGAGUGGAUGCUGCAGCAGACAGGCUACGGGGCCACGGCGCACCUGGAGAGUGGAGGCUUCAUCCGCAGCCGUCCCGAGGUCACCCACCCCGACAUCCAGUUCCACUUCCUGCCCUCGCAGGUCGUUGACCACGGCCGCGUUGCCUCUAAGAUCGAGGCUUACCAGGUACAUGUUGGCCCCAUGAGAAGCACCAGUAUAGGAUGGAUGAAACUCAAGAGCAGGAAUCCUCUGGACCACCCCAUCCUCCAGCCCAACUACCUCACCACAGACAUCGACAUCUGGGAGUUCCGCCAGAGCGUGAAGCUGUCUCGUGAGAUCUUCGCCCAGAAGGCCUUCGAACCCUUCCGUGGCCCUGAGGUGCAGCCGGGCCCAGAGGUCGCCACGGACGCCCAGAUUGACGCCUUUGUGCGGCAGAAGGCCGACAGUGCCUACCACCCGUCCUGCACGUGCAAGAUGGGCGCGGUGACCGACCGCAUGGCGGUGACCGACCCCCAGACGCGCGUCUACGGCAUGGAUGGCCUGCGCGUGGUGGACGCCUCCAUCAUGCCCAGCGUCGUCAGCGGCAACCUGAACGCGCCCACCAUCAUGAUGGCCGAGAAGGCGGCCGACAUCAUCAAAGGCCUGCCCUCGCUCAGUGACCCCGGCGUGCCCGUCUACCAGCCACCCACCUUGGAGACUCAGAGGUGAAGAGGGGGAUGUAGGUCCACAAAGCGUCCAGGGAUGGGUUUCUCAACAGCCUCGUUUCUAACUAAUUAAACAAUUUACUUGGAUGCAAUACUAUUUCCCAUUGGAAACCGACUAAGUUUCUAACUGGUUAGCAACGAUGCUUUUGAGAAGCGGGGGUCCUGGAGUAUAUUUCCCAAUACCAUAGUUGCUUGCCAUUGAUCAACUUUGUUGGUUAGCAUUGGGCAAUUGCAUAGCAACUUAUUUUACAAAUACCUUUGCUUUGGAGACUCAAAUGGGAGGAGCAGGUUGGUACCAGUCUGCAAACGGCCCAGGACGAUGUUUCUCAAAACCAUAGUUGUUGUUGCUAACUGUGUUAUCUACUUUGUUGGUUUCAAUGUAUAUGUAAUUACUCAUUGGUAGCUAACUGGUUAGCAAUGACACUUUUGAGAUUUCGCACCCCACCAUAUUUGUUAACCAGUUAGCAGCUUGGAUGGCAGUGGAGCAUAGAGGUAGAAUAUUACACUAGAGGUGCGACGGCAAUUCGCGAUAACACUGGAAAAUGGCAAGCGCAGCCUCCAUCUUCUGUAGGUAGACUUGUGCUCUUCAGUCAGUGGAGAACAUGCCCACCUUUUUGACAGAGGAGAGCCCCCUUCUCCAUUCAUUGCUUAGAUCUACCUACAUAUAAUGGCUGCCAGGACUGCCGUGAAAAAGGAGGCGAGGUCACCUCUAGUCUAAUACCCUACCUCUAUGCAGUGGAUAUCGCAGUCAUUGGGCAUUGCUUGAACACUUAGCAGUGAAGAUGAGGCUUGGACCUCACCUUGGCUGUGAUCGUUACCAAUACAAGUACCUUACUCCUUUGGCGUCGUACACAGAUGCUAUCCUGCUAAAUGUCUUAAGCUCUAGGCCAAACAGUUACUCUUUCUUAGUUAUCUGCAUGACAGGGACACAUAAUGCAGAUACACAAUUUAGAGCAGACCACAACAUUGUUUAAGUGCAAUUGGAUUUUCUGAACGAAUGCACCUAGUGAAAUGGCCAUUCCUUUGAGCUGUCCAUAAUAUUUAGUAUGUCUUUUUUACAGGAGUAUGUGCAAAUUGACAUCAAGAUUUUGUGUAGAUGAUUGUAUAAGAUGCAGCAUUAGCUUCUCAUCUGAGUAAAAAAUACAGGUUUCGUCCUCAGAUAUUUUUUUUAAUUAGCCAAAGGAUACAAAUGAAGACUUUAUUUGCAAAAUGGUGUAUCUCCAUUUUGCAUAAUGUUGGGAAAUUGACAUUUUUGUAUUGGGCAUUCCAUUGCAUUGCAUUGCAAAAUGUAUUUUAUACAGGUUGAAAAAGUAUGUUCUCAAAAUUAACACAUACAGUAGGUGAUAAGGCCUCUGAACAGUCAUUUUCAAUAAUGCAAAAUGGUGGAUACACUGUUUUGCAAAUAAACUCUUCAGAUAUUCAUGUCAAGCACUAAACUAAUUUGGGGAGACCAGUGCUUUCAGCAGCUCUACAUCACGGCAUUUCAUGAGAACAAAUCAUUUAUUGUUUUUUUUCCAUUUUGUGUGAAGUAUGUAAGGUAAAAAUAAUGUGUGUAGUGUUUUAAACAUUCUUAAAUGAAAAACUCUUCUGAAUGUAUUUGGUCAUAACACUUCAUGUAUUGAUCUGACUUUAUUUUGUUGUCAAGCACUAAAAUGCAUUUCAAAGAACACAUAAUUCUACCAAGAUCACUAUCUGAUUGAUGUUAAUAUAAAUGUAAUCCUUGGCACUACAGCAAUAUUGAUGUCACAUGCACCAAGUCUAAUUUUUGGGUCUUCUGGAGUGCUAAAAGCUAAGGUUUGCUUUGGAAUCUUAAAAGGGAUAGUCCACCCAUAGGCUACUGUUCUGUAUUUUAUUUUGUGGAAGAUUCUGACAGUAAGGAGUGUUUGGUGUGUUAGGGGUGUGAGAUUAUGCAGUGGGAUAUUUUUUCAGUGUGUGAAACCAACCCAAGUUUCUUCGCACUCUUGGUUAGUGUGGUCCACCCUUUUUUAUCAGCGCAGUGUUCAUUUUGUAAGGCACUGAUGGUGGUUACAUACAGGUACUUAGAAACCAAUAAUCUGUUAAAGCAUGCUGUACUAAGCUUGCUUUGUUUUUGUCACACAAGGGACUAAUUCUCCCACCACCAACACUUACAAACAUUUCCAGCAACGUCCAGUCCAGAAUGGAAAAAAUGUGAACAUACAACUACUUGCCAGUCCUUUUAGCCUUUCAGUCCACAGUCUUAGCCUUUAGUCUUCAGUAUUAUACUAUAGCUUAGUCAGUGGUCAAUAUGUCAUAUGAUGGGACUUGGGAUUGUUUACAAGGAAUUGUUUAAUUAUGUAAUACACAUUCAGGUUGAUUUUCUUUCUUAUUAUGUAUUACAUGACAUGUACAAAAAUGUGAUUAAGAUCAAAUGAAGAUAGAUAAGAUAAAUGCCUUAAUACACUAAAUGUGACUGUACCAGUGCUGCUUGGAACGGCAUUGAAAUGAAGUAUUCUCUUACUUUUGUACUGUGAAUGUCAGCUAGUGUUACGAAGCUUCAUAGUCAGGAGCAAAGAUAAAAUGAAUGUGGUGUUCUGUGGGGCGAAACCCAUAGUGCCACUCCCGCCUUUUCCGAGAGUGGAGAACACCAGAUAAUAUAUAUAUAUAUCAGUACAUGAAGUUAAGUUGCCAUACACAGACAUGCAUGCUUUCAACAUGUUGAUUUGCACCUAUUUGUUUCUAAUGUUUACAAGCUUUUACCAAGAUAUUUGCUGCACCAUAAAUACCAGAGAUUUCAUGUAAUUGCUAUGUUGUUAGUUUUUCAUGAUGUAUCAGAUGUAUGGUUUUAAGAUGCCUGACUGACAAUAAUUUUAAUAAAUCCAGCAAUUCUUA